This is a messenger RNA of Pectinophora gossypiella (pink bollworm), 6648 nucleotides long. RefSeq names its product GTP-binding protein Di-Ras2. Gene Ontology annotation, molecular function: GDP binding; GTPase activity; GTP binding. The transcript is spliced from 4 exons. The record is from RefSeq and is a predicted model, not a curated record. The coding region runs from base 263 to 892 and encodes 209 amino acids. NCBI's taxonomy places the organism in Eukaryota, Metazoa, Arthropoda, Insecta, Lepidoptera, Gelechiidae. Gene Ontology annotation, cellular component: plasma membrane. Gene Ontology annotation, biological process: signal transduction.
UUGCGAAUGUCGCCUUCCUUCGCUUAUCAUUUUCUCGUAAUUUUACUUGGGCGUUGUAAACUUAAAUUAUAAAUAAUGUGUAAUAAUCAGUAUAUAAUAACGAGAAAUCGUUAAUAUUAAACAAAUAAAUUAGAACUGCUUUGAGUCAGCGAGCCUUGUUGUGAAUAAAAUGCUAUAGAUUAGGAUUUUUUAUCACUAUUUUCAGCGUCUUGCAUCGAAAUUGAUUUGUUAUUUGGUGGCAAAAUAUUUACACGAAUAAGUUAUGCCGGAGCAAAGUAACGAUUACCGAGUUGUUGUGUUCGGAGCGGGUGGCGUAGGAAAGAGCUCUCUGGUUUUACGAUUUGUAAAGGGCACAUUCAGAGAAUCCUACAUACCGACAAUCGAAGAUACAUACAGACAGGUGAUAAGCAGCAACAAAACAAUAUGUACACUCCAGAUUACUGAUACUACAGGCUCCCAUCAAUUUCCAGCAAUGCAACGAUUAUCAAUAAGCAAGGGACAUGCCUUUAUAUUGGUGUAUUCAGUGAGCAGUCGACAAUCCUUGGAGGAAUUAAAGCCAAUAUGGCAGACGAUAAAAGAGAUAAAAGGCACAGAGUUGCCAAACAUUCCUGUGAUGCUGGCGGGUAACAAGUGUGAUGAAAGUCCAGAGAUCCGGGAGGUGUCUGCGGCCGAGGGUCAGGCACAGGCGCAGGCCUGGGGAGUUUCCUUCAUGGAAACAUCUGCAAAAACCAAUCAUAAUGUUACACAACUUUUCCAGGAGCUGCUUAACAUGGAAAAGAACAGAAAUGUUUCUCUUCAAGUUGACGGAAAGGGUAAGAAGAAGAAAGACAAAGUAGUGAAAGAUGGCGGGGAAGGUUCAACCAGCGGCAGAGAGAAGUGUAGCGUGAUGUAAUGCGCGCUGCCGGCGCGACCGGUUACUUUUGUUGUCACCCACCGAUUUUACAAUAAUAAGCAGUCAUUUUGAUCCUAGUCAUUCUAUCCAUUUCUUGGAUAAGUUCUAAAAGCACGGAAUAGCAUAGGUAUUAUUAUUGUAGGUAAUAAUUAUCAUGCCUUUUAAAUAAUAUUAAUUUCCAUUGAGAUGGAGCUUAACAGUCAUUAAAGUGCAUAUUUUGCUAAUAUUAAAGUAUCAAGUUAUUUACACUAGUUACAUAAUUGAUAAUGACUGAGGAGACACGAGAAAUAAUUCUGUAAACCGUAUAUUGUUAGUGUGAAAAUACAACGAAAUGAAGUCUGUAGGACUUACUGUUAAUCAAUUGUAUGCUGAUAAAUAAAGUAACAAUACAUAAUCGAUAGUGACAUGUUGUAAUAAAUGUUUAGUACUUGUACUAGUUUGUUUUUAGGAACAUUUUGCUUUUUAUUUCAGUUAUUAGGGACACUAAUUUCUAUACAAAGAUAAUUUUACUAAUAAUUGCUUAUAUACUUUUUAAACAUAAGUAUUUAUUGACACAAAAAAUGGCCAUAUGAGAGAAAUAGAUAAUGUCAUAGUGGGAUCAUUGCAUCAGUGCCAAAAUGUAGCAAUUCAAUAACAAUUUUGUUAUUGGGCACCUAGUUUUCUUCUAAAAGAAGAACUAUUGAAUAAUGUCAUAAAAUAUUGAUGAAAAGAAUAUUAAUUAUAAGAGCACGAAUUUAGUAAUAACAGUUGAAUCAACUGCAAUGACAUUGCCUAUUUUAUUCAAACGAACCAUUUCAUUUGCCCAGAAAGCAAUGAACAAGAACUACAGUACUAAACAUAAUUUUCAAUAAAAUAUUUUAGUCAUUAUUCUUAAAAGUAGCUGUCGCUAGAUUAUAAUGCACUUUAUUUAAUAUCAUUCACUUACAUAUCCAAUUAGAAUUGUCCAUUAAAGAUUUAUCUAGUCGAUUAUUAUUACCAUUAUCGCAUAUGCGCCUCAUAAUGAGGUAAUAUUUACGAAAAUAUAUUUAUUAAUAAACAUAAUACUAAGGUUUCAUAAAUUCACGCCCAUAAGCUUCUACAAAUGUACAAGUUUCACAAAUAUCUAAAGGAGAUCAUCGGAUUUCGGCCCAGAAGUCAAAGUGCCGGCCAAAAAAUAUUUUUGCUAUAUUCCGUUAGACCUUAUCCGUCUGAGUAUUUAUUACUAUGGCACCAAAGCUGUAGGGUCAAUAUCUUCAGUUUUAUUCGAAUUAAAAGAACUGUAUUUUUCAUACAUUUUUGGUGAAAAUGUAAAGUGCCGGCCAAGUAACAAUAAUGGUAUAUAUCCUUAGAACUUAUCUAUCUGAGCAUUUAUUACUAUGGCACCAAAGCUGUAGCGUCAAUAUUUCUGGUUUUAUUCGAAUUAAAAAAUAAACUUGUAUUUUUCAUACAUUUUGGUGAAAAUGUGAAGUGCCGGCCAAGAAACAAUAUUGGUAUAUCCCGUUAAAACUUAUCCCUUUGACCGUUUAUUAUUAUGGCACCAAACGUCUAUGACCAUUAUUUUGGCUUUUAUUGGACUUUACGUUUUAGUUUCUAAGUGAAAAGUGCCGGUCAGCAAAAACACAUGUCAAAACUAUCGAGAAGAUACCUGUAAACAUUAUUCACUAUGACAAUAAACGUGUAUGACCAUUAGUUUGGCUGUUGUUGGAUUUUUAAAAUCUCGAUUUUUGAUUUAUUUUGUUAUAAAAUAAAAUAUGACAGGCGCGUUAUUUAAAGGAUCGUCAGAAUGUUUAUUACUAUGACAUUAAACGUCUAUGACCACUAUUUUGAACUCAAUUAGAUUUCUCAAAAAUCUGGAGUUUUCAUAGAUACCUACACUUUGGCGAAAAAAGUUUUAUCUGGCGAUAAUGCAGGUAAAGGCGUAAUAUCGUGGUCGUCUUUGGACACAUUUUUAUUAAUCAAAAAUAGGUUUUCGUUUGACCACUAUCUCACCUGAUGGUGAUAUACGCUUUAGAAGCUUAUUUUUUUUAAGAAAAGUGAGGUACGAUGAUAUGUCGGCCGAGUAGCACCAGGACAUUGUGAUCGGCAUACAUGCAAAGUACAACUGCCCGACUCCUAUCUUCCCUAACAGCUACUUCAGACGUCAUGCCAAAAUACAAGUUUCGUCACUAGAUGGCAAGGAUCUUUGGAGGGUGGUAACCAUCUACGGUCAAGAUGAAUCAAUACCAUAAUUCGACCUAAACUUAGGCCGUAACGUUGAGUCGAAUGCAAAAACUACAGCCAACGUCGUAUCUAAAAUCAGAUAGUAUUAAUAUAGAAGUUCACCUAACAACACACAAAACAAAAACACAAAGUAUUUAUAUGACUAAUAACUAGUCAUUGGGAAAGCUCUGCUUGUUAUCAUUGUUAAAAUGUAUAUAAAAAAAGAUUUUUUUUAAAGUCUAAUAAAAGCCAAAGUCGAUAUUUGGUAAUAUAGUAAAAAAAUACGUUUCAAGUCGUUUACCAAAAGAUUUGACUUAUUUUGCUUCGCUGGCUGACAUUUUCCCAUUUGAACCAAAACGGAAAGAGAGACGAAUAAAAGUCAAAAUAAUGGUCCAAAAUGUUUUGCGCCAGAUUAUUAAAUGUUCUAAAGGUCCUUUGUAAUCCGCCGUACCGCAAGUUUUGCCUAAAGCACUUUAUUUUUAAACAAAACAAAAAAGAAAUCAAGAUUUUUAAAAUACAAUAAAAGGCAAACUAAUGGUCAUACACGUGUGGCGCUAUAGAAAAAAAUGUUAACAGGCAUCUACUCGAUACUCUCAACAUGGUAUUUUUGGUGGUCGGCACUUUUCACAUUUGAACUAAAACGUAAAUUCCAAUAAAAGUCAAAAUAAUGGUCAUAGAUUUGGUGUCAUAUUAAAAAAUAUUGAGAAGCAACUAUUGGACAGAUUUGACGUAUUUUUUUCGAUGGCCGGCAUUUUAACAUAUUAACCAAAACGGAAAGUCCAAUAAACGUCAAAAUAAUGGUCAUAGAAGUAUGGCGCCAUACUAAUAAAUGUUCUAACGGUCCUUUAUAAUACGCCUGUAUCCCUUUUAUUCCCAACGGACAUAAUAUUUUUUUUUACAAAAUGUAUGAAAAAUCGAGAUUUUUAAAAUCCAAUUAAAUCCAAACUAAUGGUCAUACACGUUUGGUGUCAUAGUAAAAAAUGUUCACAGCAAUGUACUCGAAAGGUUCGACACAUUUUUUUUCUCUGGCCGGCACUUUCGAAUUUGGGCCGGCCAAAGUAUGGAGAGCCGAUGAUCUCCUUUAUAAUAUUAUGUAAUCUGUUUUGUUUGUAUAGAGUAUUGUGUACCUACGCGAGUAUAAGGCCAACACUGGACGUUAUUGCGCGUGCGCAGGUGCGCAGUAAGCGAUGUUUCGUAGGGGAAUUACGGUAAUUAUAAUGAGAUAACUUGAAGUGGAUGUACUCGCAAAGUAAAGCACUAUGAAGUGUGGCUUAUUAACACAGAUUUGUAAUGUGUAAUUCUUUGCUUAUUGGCAGAAACUGACAAUUUAACGUAUAGUAAAAGUUGUUGAAACUGAAUUGUUAUAGCUGGACCAAAGUUGUUUGAUGUUGAUUGAUGUAAUUCUACCAUAAUAGUUAAAAAUUUUGUUCGAUAUUUAUUAUCAAUUAUUAGUAUAUUUGAAGGCAUCCUGCUCUUGUUUACUUCUUCUCUUGCCACAUUUCUAUUGCAUUGACAAUGUUCUUAAAUAUGGCUAAUGAUGUGAAUUUUGUCAUGAUAAGUACGAGUAAUACCAAAAACCUAAUUGCUUGUAUAUUCAAGCCCGACAGGCUAUGUUUGUAUUUGAUACAGUCUUAUAGCAGUUUUUUAGAGACCCUUUAUUUUUAAUAAAAUUAUUUUAAAUUAAAACAAUUGAUGUGAUAAGUAGAUCGAUUCUGUAACUCGGUAGACAAUUGAAAUCUGUCAAAAAUCAAAACUGAAUUAUUAAUUAUAGAUAAACUUGUCGAAGAUCAAGUUUAGAAUAAAAAUACAAUCAAUCUUAUCAUUGACAAUUACGUUACAAAAAGAAUUUGAUCUUCGACAGAUUUCAGUUGUCCAUCGAGUUACAGAAUAGGCAUAUUGAUCGCCAUGCGACAUGGGAUAUAUCUAUGAUAUGACUUGAUCACACAUUAGAAGCAAAAAGCUGGAAUGUCUGUUUUUACUUUUUGCACCAAAAUAAGGAAAUAGUAACAAUAAAACUUAUCUUAACCUCGUAAGGCCCGGAUUUCCAGACAAAAUAGUUAAACAAUGGGAUUUGAAUUUUAAAAGGCAUCUGGGCCUUACGACCUUAUAGGUACAUGGCGAUCGGCGACCUUCUCGCUUAAACUAAUUUCUUCCACGCAACCAUAACGCGAGGAGUUAAAAGAUGACGGGUGUAAAUCAAAAUACAAUAAAUAUAAUUGUUGUGGUUGGUUUUGUUUGAAUAUUUGUUCACAACAUACCAGUUUAUUUCUAAAUUGAUAUAUUUAGUCUACCAACACGUAAAGCUUUAAAUACAACUUUUAACGUAAAGAGCUUGUCAUUGCACUUACUGGGGCCUUAUUAUUUCGAUAUUCCAUAAACACUUGUAACUACCAUUAUUUCAAAUCAACUCUUCUCUCUAAUGCUUAACAAUUUCAUUCACAAUGGUGCCCAAAUACAUGGCAAUAAUAUUAUAGUAGAUAAUAGGAUUGGCGUAGUUAUCUCCGUAACUAAAAAAGUACAUUUAAAGUCAUAGAGACAGACAGAACUGUUGCUGGGUGAAUCAUUUUGUGGUUUUUAUGAAAGAAAGAUUAUUAUUGAUCUCAUUACUAUGUAGUCUUGUGUGAAUGGUGAACUUGUUUAAGUCUAAGAUUUACUUUAUAAAAAACUAGUAUUUUUUGUAUAAAAACUAGUCGCUUUAUUUAUGUGCUUUUUAACAGAAUCGUAGUAUCUGAAGGUAGUGUUUGUCCAGAUUGUAAUCAUUUUAUCUUAUUGAUUGAGAAAUGUAUGCAAUUAUGCAUUGUGUUAUCACGCACAUACAGUGAUUUAGACACAUACCCUAAAGUUAUAGCUGCCUCUAAAUGCAGUACCUUACUCUGUCUACCUGAUAACAUUAUCUAGAGAAUUUUAAAAAUUUGAUCUUGUCACUAUAAACAAAGCGUAGCACAAAGCAUUUAAAUACAAAAGCGUUAACUUUUUGAGGUGUCUCUGUUAACUUGUAAUGUUCUGUGCUUUGCUAAUAACAAAACUUUCUAUAAAUCCACUAUUAAACAAAAAUGGGCAUUUACAAUCUACCCAAAUAUUACUCUCAAGUUAAAACUAUUCCUAGCGUGGAUUUUGUAAGCUCUUUAUUCUCUAUAUCCAUCUACUUAAUUCUAAGUAUACACAUUGGCAUAGGUUGAUUAGUCCAUAUUGCAUUAGAUCUAUAGUAGUAGUGGGUAGUCGGAUAUAGGUGCGCCUCAUUUGAAUCGUGAUCGAAGCUUGGUCGGGGCGAGUCUGAGAAUGUUACAGUUGUGAGUCCCCUCGCCCCGCGGAGUGGUGUUCUAGUUGUACAUAUUUAUAAAUAUUGUUUUGUUAUAAUGUUAUUUAUUGAGGUUGCGAACGUUUGUUGACCAAUAGCAGUGUAGAGUAAGUACGUAAAUCGAUUGUAGAGUUUGCUUGAUACCUUAAUACAGUUGAAUCAUUUUUUAACGAAAUAAUGCUUAGUAAAUUUGAACUGAAUGUUUCCAAUUCCUAUAUUUUUAAUUGAUCUUGUGACACUUCUCAGUAAGGCAUCACCAAAAUAAAACAUAAAAUUACAA